AUGAAAAUGGGUAAUGCAAGAGUAUGUAUAUGGGAAUUACUCUGGGAGAAUGAUGAUGAUGAGGAAGCCUCUGCAUGCUUUGGAAAUCAAAACCAAGGUAACCUUGUAGCUGGAGUAAGUGAUGAUUUAUGGGACAGUGGAGCAGCAUGCGGGAAAUCAUUCGAGGUCGCAUGCACCGGUGCUACAAACCAGGGUGACCCACAACCAUGCUUAGGUGAGGCCGUCACAGUUAUGAUUGUCGAUCAUAAUCCAGGUGCUGCAGCAAUUAUUAAUCUCUCUGCAGAUGCUUUUGCCAAAAUAGCUAAUCUUGAUGCAGGAUCAGUCUAUGUUACUGUUAAUACUAUUUAA
Molecule: messenger RNA, 348 nt
Organism: Quercus lobata
Lineage: Eukaryota; Viridiplantae; Streptophyta; Magnoliopsida; Fagales; Fagaceae
Product: EG45-like domain containing protein
Exons: 2
Coding region: 1-348 (115 amino acids)
Biological process (GO): systemic acquired resistance
Cellular component (GO): apoplast; cell wall
Source: RefSeq, a predicted model, not a curated record